This is a messenger RNA of Gopherus flavomarginatus (Mexican gopher tortoise), 18810 nucleotides long. RefSeq names its product chromodomain helicase DNA binding protein 6 (gene CHD6). Gene Ontology annotation, molecular function: protein binding; ATP binding; ATP-dependent chromatin remodeler activity. The transcript is spliced from 36 exons. Bases 10923 to 18596 code for a protein of 2557 amino acids. Lineage: Eukaryota; Metazoa; Chordata; Testudines; Testudinidae. The record is from RefSeq and is a predicted model, not a curated record.
UCCCUCCUGUGUCAGAGUGAACCAGCAGCCCUCUUCUCCCAGUGCUGGGCAGGGUGGGAAGCUGGCUUGCCAGGCCCAGGCCAAGGGGAGGCAGACCCCUGCCCUCAGCACCUGCCUGGCCCUUCCCACUCUCAGUGUGCUGGUUCCCUCCCCUCAUCUGCCCCACCCUGCAGGCAGGCGAGAGCCUCGCUACACUGCCUGAGGCCCCAGGCGUAGCACCACGCGCGCUCCACUAGGCCAUGAUUCUUUUCGUGAAUAGCUCCUGCGUUCCAUUUGCUGCUGGCGCUUGUCCUGGCCCCCUUCCCUGCAGAGUGAGCAUCUGAGUUUGGGGCUCAUGCUCUCCAGGCUGGCAGCACUGCAGAGGCAGCUUCUACCAGCCCUGCCGGGGAGGCUGAAGUGCAAGUUGUGGUCAUUUCUGGUGGCCCCUCCAUCAUGCGCACAGCUCUGGCUAAUGUGGGAAUGAUAUGGAUAAUCUGCUUGGGGAAGGCAGGGUCAGCUUGGGCCUGGGGUGGAAUAGGUGGUUCCUUACUAGGAGAAGGAGGGCCUGGUCAGGCCAGGCAGCACUUGAUGCAGAUGGUAAGAUUGCCACACUCUUUCUGAAGACCUGAGCAUAGUGGCACAGUCUUCUGUAAAUGAUUUCUAACACCUGGGUUCACGAAUGGAAGGUUGUUAAUUGUGACACCCCAGCCAGUCUCUUGGGCGGAAGUUACAUGGGCAGUGCAUUUUCAGCCUUUAAUUGUAUUACGGGUGCGAGGCUAGGCCACUUUUGACCUAAAUGUCACAUUUAUCUCAAUCACUUUUUACAAACCCUAGCCGACCCAUGAACCUGAGGGGCACAGUCCAACGGAUGCAUCUUGUGUUCAACAGCCCUUCCUCUACAGCCUGGCAGACAUUGCAGCGUGAGCUAGUGCUUGAGAACCUGUGUGGAACUGACCAUAGCCAAAGGGAAGCUGACUCAUGUUUCAUUGGCCUAGCUCAGAGCUACACACAGCCACAGCUGGCAGCGUGCACAGUGACACGUGCAUUCACUUCCGAAAACCUUUUGACUUAUCUGUGAGAUUCUGUUACCUGUACGGGGGAAGGAUGUUGAUGUGUGAGACGAACAUGGUCUUUGAACUGAUGCUUUCCAGGUGCAUGCCUGGAACCAGGGUGUGUUGUUGCCUGGUUCACUCCAGAUGGGGGCGACUCACCUGCAAAGCAUGUGCAGCCAGUGUUUGUGCCCCAUUGCUGCUGGGCAGAGGCUUGACAGGUUUGAUCAAACUCUGCCGCAGCCCUUGAGUAUCUUUCUAUUGAACUUGCUGGGGGUGGGCUGAGUCCUGCUGGACUCGGGUUGGAGUGAAGCUCUCAUAGAGCAUAGGGCCGUCAUCCUGUCGCACUCCUGUGUGUGAGCCUGCUGCCAGGGGAGAGCAAGGGACUGGAGAGCUGCCCAGCAGACAGGAGAGGAGCUUUGCAGACUGCCAGGAACUCCACCUCUCUUUCUGGGAGCCCAGUCCAGGAACCCUUGAAGUGUCUCCCAUUUGGCACCCACAAGUAGCGGCGACUUUUCACAUUGUUGCCCUGGGAGUUUGAGCUGUCUGUGUCUCUCACCCACUGUACAAAGUGUGUGUGUGUUGUAAAUUGAAUUGGAUCCAUUCUUGGGUUGAACAAGCUGGUGCCUCCCUUCUCCUGGUUAUUACCAUGUUUGUCACUCUUUGUUGUUUGUGUGCUAGUACUGCUGAGUGGCUUCAGCUGAGCUCAGGGCCCUUGUGGGCUGGGGAGAGAGAGUCUUUGCCCCAGAGAGUUUACAGUCUGAACAGCUGAGGUGGGGAGAGGCUGGCCCAGUGGUUAGGGUACUGCCCUGGGACUGUGAGCACUGGGUUCAAGUCCCUGCUCUGCCACAGACUGCCUGUGAAGCCUUGGGGUCACUGCGUCUCUCGGGGGCUCAGUUCCCCUCUGUUCAGGGGGGGAAUAUCUAGGAGCGAGGCAGGGAACAGAGGCCCAGAGAGAGUCAGUGACUUGCCCACGGUCACAUGGAGCUUUGAGCCAGAAACUGCCCAGUCCCAGUGGAGAGCACUGAGCACAAGCCCAGAGUUGCUGUCCUGUGCCCCUUUUGCUCCGCUCGCCGCUGAAAAGAUUGAAACAAUUAGACAUUGAAGUGAAAUAAAAUCUGACUGAGUCGGAUGUUGCCAGGACUUCUCCGAAGGCUGGUGUAGCUCAGUGAGCUCUUAGAUGUGCUAGGACAGCUUAGGCCUGCACCUUGGAUCUGAGGACUCUUCCACAGGCAGUUCUGUAGCAUGGGGCGUCACCUGCGUGUGAGGCUGCUGGAGGCGCUAGUGAGACAGUUUGAUGCAGGGCCAUCAGUAUGUAGGUGACAUGCAGCCCUGGGCCUCUUCUUCAUUGGACCAAGAUGGGGCAGGGGUUCUGGGGCUUGAAGGAGAGGGAGCUGGCUAAAGCUCAGAGCAGACCAGCCAGGGGUGAUGCAGGCACAUCGGUGGGGGGUCUGCUCUAGGUAUGGAGGAGGGUGGCCUGUGGUUUUUCCAGCAGGUUUGCAACUUGGUGCUCCUGGCCCCCAACUGUGACAGGACUCCUGAGCGGCUUCAUUGACCUGAAGCCCUUGGAUCCUCCAGGCCUUUCCUCUCUGCUCCAGACUUUGUGACUUGCUCUGACCUCUCCCUGUUGGGGCCACCUCUGUGCAUGGCGUGGUGACAGCAGGAGGGUCCAGAACCUGCACUCCCCUCCCAUUGCUUUCAGCUGCAGUUCAAGGUGUUGACGUUGGUCUGGAGAGCCCUACUGGAGUGUUGGACAUGGCAUUCCCAAUGAGGAGUCUCUGUUGCUCACGGCUUGCUACCCCCAGACUUCGUGCUGGGGCCUUUAUACAUUUAAGAGAGAGAGAUAUGAGACAGCCCCGGUCCCAAGGAGAAGGUGGCCAGGUCAUCUCCCUACAACUGUGUGAAUCCAUCCAGCGCCCCUGCAUUCCCAAAUCCCCCUGUGUCCUGCUUACGUUGUGGCAGCGCUGCAGCGGCUCAGAGCUCCCUGCUUCUGCGGUGGCAGCAGUGCAGUGGCUCAGGGCUCCCUGCUCCCGCAUUGGCGGCGCUGUGGUGGCGCAGGACUCCCCGCUCCCGCAUUAACGGCGCUGUGGUGGUGAAGUACUCUCUGCUCUUGCGUUCGUUGCGCUGUGGUGGCGCAGGAUUCCCCCCUGCUCCUGCAUUGGUGGCACAGGGUUCCCUGCCUCCGCGUUGGCAGUGCUGCGGUGGCACAGGGCUCCCCGCUCCCGCGGUGGUUGCAUUGUGAUGGUGCAGGACUCCCUGCUCCUGUGUCGGUGGCGCAGGGCUCCCUGCUCCUGCGUUGGCAGUGCUGUGGUGGUGCAAUACUCCUUGUUCUCACAUUGGUGGCACAGGGCUCCCCGCUCCCGCAGUGGUGGCGCUGUGGUGGCACAGGGCUACCAGCUCUCGUGUUGGCAAUGCUGUGCCGGUUCCCAGCUCCCGUGUUGAGGGCGCUGCAGUGGCGCAGGACUCCCUGCUCCUGCUUGUUGUUCAUGGCCGGGUUCACAAUGAGGAGCAGCGCAUCUUCCCACUGCAUGUUUCAGAUGCAGUAUGUUGUUCUGGGGCAGGGGUGCUGGGGAGGCUGUGCCAGCUGCAUCCCUCUCUUGAAGAGAGAGCUCGACACUGACUUCCAGGGAGAGCUAGAGUUCUGGGGAAAACGCAGAUUAACAGAGAGAAUAUCUUCUGCCAGGCUUUAGGCUGUCAUCCCUCACCCCUUGUGUGCCCCCCGAGCCUGCCGCCCUCUCUGAAGUGGUGCCUUACUGAUGGGGACUGUGGCAGCACUGCAGAUAGGAUUCUGCAGUUUGCCUCACAAUAAUGUGCUUGGAGCAUUUUCUCCUGGCAAAGGAUGAUGUUUUGGGUAAAGCAUGGGACAGAGAAUCCAGAAAUGUGGGUUCUACUGCUGACUCUGCCACUAACAUGCUGUGUGAGACCUGGGCAGUCAGUUCAGCUCCCCUUCCCUCUGUGAGCUAGGGAUACUAAUGGAUGUUGUUAGGAAAUGGGCAGGUCCCACACCUAGAAUGGGAAGAUGUGGCAAACACUGCGCUGAGUGUUACCCUGCAGGCAGCGAGUGUCCCAGUGUAAUGGUGUCCCUGGCAUCAAGCAGGCAUUUUAUGAGGAUCAGUUCAUUAAUGUCUGAAAGGAGCUUUGAGCUCUCCAGGUGGGAGGUGGGAGAGGAGGUGAUGGUCCUCUCCCCAUAAACGUGGUGUCUCCUCUUGCCAGCUGACGGCAGGUCCUGGUUAUAUCAUCAUCUCUUUAGCAGGCACCAGGAUAAUAGAUGUCUUUCCCCAAUCUGUUUGCCAACCACUUGGGUUUGAUACCAUUAGAAACGAGAGGGCUCUGUCUCAGACAGCCCAGUGCGAGCUAGCAGUGAUACUGGCUAUGGGGAGACUCACAACUCCUUCCACUUUGCCCACACAGAGCUGACAGACUGAGGUAUCAGAACCAAAGUGGGGCAAGACAUGAGGUAACUGAUCAGAUUUCUCACGUUCAUUUCCUUCUGCAGAGGACUGAACUGUUUCAAAUAGAGCUUCCAGGGGAGCAGUCCAUAGGGCAUGUGGGCCAGGAAGCCAGGGUUGCAAUUUGCACUCUGAAGUCUGCAAUAAUAACUGUACUUUGUGGCAUCUUCAGCCUGUGGAUCUCAGAGGUGUGAAAGUGUCACAUCUAUACAGCCAAUGUAUCAUGGAGCAAGGUCUUCUUCUUCAAGUGAUGGUCCCUCUUGUAGUCAACUGAGGGUUCUGUGCAUGUGCCUGGAGCUGGAGCUUUUAAUAGUAGUGUCUGUUGGUCCAUGCAUGCCCCCUUGAUCCACCUCAUGGUUAUGACUGAGGCGAUAAAGGGCAGGACGGACCGACCCCGCACUCUCUUCCUUCUCACCGCUGCCUGGUCAGAAUUGGAGCUUCUUUGUUUCUCUUGUCUCUUGUGACGCAUUUCUGCAAACUGAGAAAAAAGGCUCUUAUUCUUGUACAUAGUUAAUAGUUUUGUUAUUUUUACAGUUGUUUCAGUGGUAGUUCUUAGGAUUUUAAGGACUGGGGGAUGCCAUUUUCACCAGUCGUCCCGUACUCUCCCCUCUUCGCUCCCCCAUCCCCCCAUCUUCCCAGCACCCAGGCCUGGUACUGGAUUAUGCUGAAGACGCCUGGGUUCAAGAUCUGCACUUCCUUCCAUCGCUCAUUCUCAGUCAAUGACAAAUACCAAUGCCGCCCUUAUUGCUUGGGGGAGGCACAAGUUGCAUCCAGGUGCAGUAUCUGUUUCUCCUUCCCUGCACGUACGCGGAAAGACUGGGCUCUUCACUUCAAGAAGAACCUCAUGGAGGUCACCAUGAGAUCGCAGUCGAUCCAAGCCAGGGAACCUCCCUGUACAUUGGCCUGAGCAAACUAAGAACAUGUCUCCUACCACAGACCUCAGUCUAGUUCAGCCAGUACCAGCGCUGUGGAUCCACAUUGGGGCCUAGUUGUGAGGCAAGGAGGCCUGCACAUAAGCAUAGCAGUAAGUCUUACUCCACAUGCAAGAAGAACACUGCCCCAUCCACGAGUUCCGGCCACAGAGAAGCAUUGCGUUCCAAGGCGCACAAGCAUGACAAGAAGCUGCACAGACCAUUGCGUCUUUUGGCCCCAUUCAUUGAAACUCAUACUCCUUCCAGAUCGGCACCGCCAAGGUCCAGGGAACCUUUGAAUCCUUAGCAGUCCUCUCCAUUCCUAUUCCAGCUGAAGAGUGCAUGCCACUGAUGCUGGGGAGACUUGGGUCAACCUCCGGAGCCACACGAGCUGUUUGCUUUAACUGAGGAGAGGUCUUCUUGCCCUCUGGUGCUGUCGCCUCUUCAGAGAGUUGCUUCCCAAGGUUGGAUUUGCCUUCUUUGGGCCAUGUUCCCGCCCACUCCCCAGAGCCUUCUACAGUUUCUUCAGUUCUGAUGGCACCACCAUUUGAACUGGCUUCUGAUUUCUUGGAUUCGGAAGGUUUGUUCAGGGACCGAGGCCUUCCUUUCCUGCACCGCUGGUGUGAGCACUCCAAGGCCCCAUCAGGUUCAUGGUAGUAGCCGCCAUUUACCCAGCAUUGGUGUCUUUGGAACCUUGCUCUAUGGGGCCCUUCUCAACAUCCGCAGUCUGCUCUGCCCAUGAGGAAUGCCCUCUCUGCUCUCCGACCAUCGUCCAGCAGGCAUUCAGACUCGCUGUUAGGUAAUGCUGAGUCCAACUCUGAUGGUACCACUAGAUCCGGAGCAGUUCUCCUCUACAUCCCUGGAUGCUGCAGUGUCUUCUACUCCUCCCUCAUCCCUGGAUGACUUGCAACAAUUUCAGGAGCUGCUUCAUAGGGUGGCUGGUGCCCUCAGCACCCCACUGGACAAAGUGCAAGAUAAGCAGCACAAACUGCUCAACAUCUUACAUCCUCAGUACCAGCAAAGGUGGCCCUACUAAUCAAUGAGGCCAUCUGAGUUUCUCUUCUCCCAUCCUCCACCCAAUUCUCUUGGGAUUCAGACAGCUACCAAACGGACCCACCAACAGCACCUGUGAUCCAUCCUGGCAGAUAAGUAGGGCAAGCACCUGGACCUUUUGGGCCACAGGGUCUUUUCCUCUAUCAACCUACAAAUUUGCAUUUUGAACUACUUGACUCUGUUUGUGAAAUACAACUUCCUUACCUAUGGCAAACCUGUGGAUUUCACUGAUAAACUAGCCCUGCAGGAUCAGGCCCAAUUCCAAGCUAUCCUAGAGAAAGGGAAACUGGUGGCGAGGACGACACUGCCGGCCGCGGUUGAUGCAGCAGACACUUCUCACAUACGAUGGCUACGGAGAUUGCCAUGCACAGAGAGUCCUGGUUACAUUCUUCCGACUUCCCGAAGGAGAUCCAGUCCACCAUAGAAGAUCUUCCUUUGACAAGUCUCACCUCUUCGAUCAGAAGACUGACUGUUUUCACUCCCUCAAGGACUCUAGGGCCACCCUCCGGUCUCUGGGCAUCUACACACCAGCACCCAAGCUCAAAUUCUACUGUCCACCUCCAACCCAGCGAUUCAAAGCUCCACAACUUUUCCAACAGUCCUAUGAGCCUUCUCGCAAUUGGCAGAGGAACCAGCAAUCCUAUCCUUCCAGUUAAUCAUCAUCACAACCUCCUGCCCUCAAACAUCUCAGAAGUGCUAUUUCUGAGAACACUCAGAGAGCCGCCAACCACUGUGCCUCAUGGCAUGCUCCCAGUCCACACCCUUCGGCGAGUGCCUAGCUCUCUUCUUGCCAGUUUGAAGUACAAUAACAGUGGACAUGUGAAUCCUGGAUGUCAUUCGACAUGGCUAUACAAUUAAGUUCCAAACGCUACCUCAUCCACAUCCCCGACGCCUGCUUCAGGAAUUGUUCUCACAACAGUAUCCUCACCCUAGAAGUGGACUUCCUUCUUCAGAUGGGCACGAUAGAACCUGUUCCCACAGCCCAUCAUGGGGCAGGGUUCUAUUCCACUUAUUUCCUAGUCCCCAAGAAGACAGGCGGGUGGCAACUGAUCCUAGACCUAUGUCAUCUCAACCAUUUAGUAUGAAAGCCAAAGUUUUGUAUGGUCACUCUGGCGGCCAUCAUUCCUUCCCUAGAAAGACAUAUGUGGUUUACAGCUCUUACUUUUAUGUGGCCAUCCAUCCUGCCCACAGACGAUUCCUGAGAUUCAUGGCAGAUCAUCAUCAAUUUCAGUACAGGGUUGUCCUGUUCAGACUCUCCACUGCUCCUCAUGUAUUCAGCAAAAUUUUCUCAGUUGUGGUGGCCCACUUCUGCUGUUGAAGGAUCCUUCUAUUCGCUUAUCUAGAUGAUAGGCUGCUGGCAACGUGAUCAAGAAGGGAAGCUUGAGCUUCGAUUUCCAUGCUGCUCACACUCCUCUCCUCCCUGGGGGUGAGCAUAAACAUUGAAAAAUCAACUUUGGACCCCAGGUAAUUACUAGAGUUCAUUGGGGCACGCAUUGACAUGGUUUUGGCUUGUGCAGAACUGCUGGAGGACAGGGUUCAAACCCUUCAGGACCUAAUUUUCAGGGUGUUGUCCAAUCCUUUUUUCCUAGCCAGAACCUGCCUUUCUCUUCUUUGCAACUUGCACUUGUGUGACUGUAUUCUCUCAUCUGCAGUUUCACUGCCUACACCUAUGGCUCCAGAGGGUCUAUUCCCCUACGCACCUGUCAUGGAUUCACAGGAUUCGUGCUCUCUCUUGGCUCUGUACGGUCCCUGGGAGGAACCCCCUUCAGUGUGACAGCCCUUUUUGGUGGUCCACUCUCUCUCAGCGGUUAAGCUGUAGGCCCCUCUGGCUCCUGGAACCCCACAUCUCUGAGCCCUCGCUUGCCUGUCUCUCGCUGCAGGCCCACUCAGGGAAUCCACUUGCUCUGGACUCCCGGGACCUCCAGUCCCAGGGGGAAUAAUGCAACCCUGAUCUCUAGACUGAAGUGACUCUCAGCCAGCAUAAAACAGAAAGGUUUAUUGAGCAUCUGAAGCUAGCACAGGAAACUCUCCAGGCCGUCAGGCCUAGCAUCUCUCAGCACCAUGCAUCUAGGUCUUUCCUGCAUCCAGGUAGGCUCUGGCUGCUCCCUCUCUCCAGUCCAGCAGCCCCCUCCUUCAAGCCAAUUAUCUGAUAUCAUCUCCCCCAACAGCUCCUUCCCCGUCCUUUGUUUUCCACCCUAGGUAAACAGGUCACUGGGGUCCUCCCACUGGCCAGAACCGGCUGACUGCUAAGUGGGGUGGACCUCAGUUACCAGGUCACCAGUUGUUAGGGGACCCCAUCUCCAGGCCACUUUCCAGGGGUCCCCGCUGCUAGGCGAGGUCACACCUAGUCCUCUGCACCAACAAACCCUCUCUCACCACCCUGUUAAACAUGCAGCACACAGGGAAACUGAGGCGUGCACACACUGGUCAUGUAAAACACUACAAAAAUCCCCAAUUUCGUCACAGCACCUUUCUAUGGACCAUGUCCCCGUGGGGUCCUCUUCCUUCUCCAGUGGUGACGUAUCUGGCUCGGAUGUGCACUGGAUACUGUUCCUCCCAUCCUCCCCUUUCAUAGGAGAUAUCACGGGUGCAUUGCUUGUUAGAUGGGGGGCCCACAUGAGCAAGUGCAUGACUCAAGGCACUUGGACUGCUCGGGAGUCCUGGAUGCACAUCAACAUCCUGGAACUUAGAGCAGUGAGGAGAGCAUGUUGGGCAUUUCUCCCAUCCAUCCAUUCCUGUCAUGUCCUCCUCAUGUCAGAAAAUACCACUGUCUACUGCAUCAACAAGCAAGGGGGCACGAGGUCUCCCAUACUCUGGGUGGAGGCCUUUGGGAUUGGUGCAUCAUCUGCAAGAUCCUGUUCUCAGUGGCGUACCUUCCCAGAAUUCAAAACAUAAUCAUGGACUCUCUCAGCAGAAAGUUCAUGAAUGGGAGCUUCACAACACUAUAGUCACCAGCAUUUUCAGCUGCUGAGGAACUCCAAUCAGGGACUUCUUUGCCUCCCAGGCCAACAGCAAGUUCACCUAAUACUGCUACAGAGGCCGUCUUGGUGUCUUGUCCCGGGGUGAUACUCUAGUUUCUUUGCUGGUCUGAUCAGUUCAAUUACGCCUUUCCUUCCCUACUGCUCCUACCGUGAGUCCUGCACAAGGUCAGGUGGGAGAGAGUGACAGUCAUUCUGAUUGUCCCCUUCUGGCCUCGACAGUUCUGGUGUCUCCUGCUUCUCAGCAUGUCAGUGCGCUCCCCACUACAACCUCUCCCGGAACUAGUCAUGGAACAGGGCAGAUGGAUCCGGCACCCCAGACUCUUCACCAAUCUCUAGACUCUUCACCUCAGAGCUUUUGGAUGGGCAUCUUUAUUAAAGUGGGAAUGCUUAUUGGCAGUGCAGGGCAUUCUCUUGAGCAGCUGGAAGGAAUCCAUGAGAUGCUCCUGUGGGGCCAAGUGGAAGCAUUUCACUUCUUGGUCCCAAAUCAGGAGCCUUGUCCCUGAAAAUGUGUACAUCUCUCUUUUUCUGGACUAUUUCUUCUCUCUGAAGGCAUCUAGCCUUGCUCUCAGCUCCAUCAAGUGCUGCUAUCAAUGCUUUCCACCCUCCAUUUGAGGGGCACACUGUCUACUCAUCCAUUGACUUCCAGGUUUUGGAAAGGUCUCCUAUGAACCUAUCCUCCUGUUCAGUCCAUCGCUCCCCAGUGAGACCUCAGCCUUAUCCUAAUGACAUUGACAAAGUCACCCUUUGAACCUAUGGCCUCAUGCUCUCUCUCUUCACUCCAUGAAGGUUGCCUUCCUGGUGGCUAUCACUUCUGCAAGAUGGGUGGGCAAACUGGGGGUCAUGAUGGCUGAUCGCUCCUUUACCACUUUUCACAAAGACAAAGUUUCCUUACACUUGCAGCCCAAGUUCCUGCCUAAGGUUGUCCCUUGUUUCCAUAUCAACCAACCUAUACACUAACCCACCUGUAGUGAGGCGGUGGGAUACCCCACAGUCCCGCUGAGGGACGAACCUCCCCUAUCACCACCGUGGGCGGAGCCACUGGGUCCUGCGCCCGCCCCCAGAGGUCACGGUGCAGACCCGGAAGUAUAAAAGCUCACCUGCAGAGCUCAGUCGAGGCACAGCCACCGAAGGGGCCAGACAUCUAAGGCUGCUGCCAGCCGGAGCUCACACCUGGCCAGCCGAGCCUGCCCCGCGCUUGCUACCCCGAGGAGGACUGGCCGAGCCUUUCCCGCACACGCUACCCCGAGGAAGACUGGCCGAGCCUGCCCCGCGCCAGCUACCCCGAGGAGGAUUGGCCAGGAUCACCCCGCUCCAGCUACCCCGAGGAAGAGCCAAGCCUGCCCCGUGCCAGCUACCCCGAGGAGGACUGGCUGGGACCACCCCGCUCCAGCUACCCCGAGGAAGAACUGAGCCUGCCUCUUGCCCGCUACCCCGAGGAACCGCUGAGCCUACUGUCGGCUACUUACCCGGAGGAGCCGAUGGUGUUCGAGACCAUCGGUGAUGCUACGCCGACUCAGCAAGGAGCAAGGACCAACCCCCGUGGAGAAGAAGAAGAAAGGGAAAAGGAAAAACGAGAUCCCAGUGGAGAGUUUGGAAUUGGAUCAAGGCCUCCUGAGCCCAUCUCUGCAGAGCCCUGAGGAGUCUGCUGAGUCAGCCGACAGCCAGAAGCGCCGCUCGGGCCGCCAGGUGAAGCGGAGGAAGUACAACGAAGACCUGGAUUUCAAAGUGGUGGAUGACGAUGGCGAGACAAUAGCAGUACUGGGAGCUGGGCGAGCCUCCGCGCUCUCCGCGUCCACACUGGCAUGGCAGGCAGAGGAGCCCCCUGAGGAUGAUGCCAACAUCAUUGAGAAGAUCCUCUCCUCCAGACUGGUGCAGAAGGAGGUUCACCCAGGCGGCCUGGCCUAUGAGAUGGAGGAAUUCUACGUCAAGUACAGGAACUUCUCCUACCUGCACUGCAAGUGGGCGACGCUGGAAGAGCUGGAGAAGGACCCCAGGAUCUCUCAGAAGAUAAAGCGCUUUCGGAACAAGCAGGCCCAGAUGAAGCACAUCUUCACGGAGCCUGAUGAGGAUUUGUUCAAUCCAGACUACGUGGAGGUGGAUCGGAUCCUGGAGGUGGCUCACACGAAGGACUCUGACACUGGGGAGGAGGUGACCCACUACCUGGUCAAGUGGUGCUCGCUGCCGUACGAGGAGAGCACCUGGGAGCUGGAAGAAGAUGUUGACCCUGGAAAAAUCAAAGAGUUCGAGUCCUUGCAGAUCCCACCAGAGAUCAAACAUGUGGAGCGCCCCGCUUCCGAGUUCUGGCAGAAACUGGAGAAAUCACGGGACUAUAAGAAUAGCAACCAGCUGCGGGAGUACCAGCUGGAGGGGAUGAACUGGCUGCUCUUUAACUGGUACAACAGGAAGAACUGCAUCCUAGCGGAUGAGAUGGGCUUGGGGAAGACGAUCCAGUCGAUCACCUUCCUUUCUGAGAUCUUCCUGAUGGACAUUCAUGGUCCCUUCCUCAUCAUCGCACCACUCUCCACCAUCACCAACUGGGAGCGGGAGUUCCGCACCUGGACGGAGAUGAAUGCCAUCGUGUACCACGGCAGCCAGAUCAGCAGGCAGAUGAUCCAACAGUACGAGAUGGUGUACAGGGAUGCGCAGGGUAACCCUCUUCCAGGGAUCUUCAAAUUCCACGUGGUGAUCACCACCUUCGAGAUGAUCCUGGCCGACUGCCCCGAGCUGAAGAAGAUACAGUGGCGCUGUGUGGUCAUUGACGAGGCCCAUCGGCUGAAGAACAGGAACUGCAAGCUGCUGGAGGGACUGAAGCUCAUGGCUCUGGAACACAAGGUGCUGCUGACCGGGACGCCCCUGCAGAACUCAGUGGAGGAGCUCUUCAGCCUGCUGAACUUCCUGGAACCCCAGCAGUUCCCCUCGGAGACAGCGUUCCUGGAGGAGUUCGGGGACCUGAAGACAGAGGAGCAGGUGAAGAAGCUGCAGUCAAUCCUGAAGCCCAUGAUGCUGCGGAGGCUGAAGGAUGAUGUGGAGAAGAACCUGGCGCCGAAGCAGGAGACCAUCAUCGAGGUGGAGCUAACCAACAUCCAGAAGAAAUACUACCGGGCCAUCCUAGAGAAGAACUUCUCCUUCCUGUCCAAGGGCGCCAACCAGCACAACAUGCCCAACCUCAUCAACACCAUGAUGGAGCUGCGCAAGUGCUGCAACCACCCCUAUCUCAUCAAUGGGGCGGAGGAGAAAAUCCUGGAAGAUUUCCGUAAGUCGCACAGCCCAGAGGCGCUGGACUUCCAGCUGCAGGCCAUGAUCCAGGCGGCUGGCAAGCUGGUGCUGAUUGACAAGCUGCUGCCCAAGCUGAUCGCCGGUGGGCACAAGGUGCUGAUCUUCUCCCAGAUGGUGCGCUGCCUGGACAUCCUGGAGGACUAUCUCAUCCAGAGGCGAUACACCUAUGAGCGCAUUGACGGGCGGGUGCGUGGGAACCUGCGCCAGGCUGCCAUCGAUCGCUUCUGCAAACCAGACUCAGACCGCUUCGUCUUCCUCUUGUGCACCAGGGCAGGAGGCCUGGGCAUUAACCUCACAGCUGCCGACACCUGCAUCAUCUUUGAUUCGGACUGGAACCCACAGAACGAUCUCCAGGCGCAGGCGCGCUGCCACCGGAUCGGGCAGAGCAAGGCCGUGAAGGUCUAUCGUCUCAUCACCAGGAACUCCUACGAGCGUGAGAUGUUCGACAAGGCCAGCCUCAAGCUGGGCCUGGACAAGGCCGUGCUGCAGGACAUCAACCGCAAGGGCAGCACCAAUGGGGUGCAGCAGCUCUCAAAGAUGGAGGUCGAGGACUUGCUACGGAAAGGAGCAUACGGGGCUUUAAUGGACGAGGAAGAUGAAGGCUCCAAGUUCUGCGAGGAAGAUAUCGAUCAGAUCCUGCAGCGCAGAACCCAAACAAUCACUAUCCAGUCAGAGGGGAAGGGCUCCACCUUUGCUAAGGCCAGCUUUGUCGCUUCAGGGAACAGAACUGACAUUUCCUUGGAUGACCCCAACUUCUGGCAGAAGUGGGCUAAGAUAGCAGAGCUGGACACGGAUGCGAAGAAUGAAAAGGAGAGCUUAGUAAUCGACAGGCCCCGUGUCCGCAAGCAGACCAAGCACUACAACUCCUUCGAGGAGGAUGAGCUGAUGGAGUUCUCGGAGCUGGACAGUGACUCUGACGAGCGGCCCACGCGCUCGCGGCGCCUCAAUGAGAAGACUCGGCGCUACCUGCGGGCUGAGUGCUUCCGUGUGGAGAAGAACCUGCUCAUAUUCGGCUGGGGGCGCUGGAAGGAUAUCCUGACCCAUGGCCGAUUCAAGUGGCACCUGAACGAGAAGGACAUGGAGAUGAUUUGCCGGGCCCUCCUGGUCUAUUGCGUUAAACACUACAAGGGAGAUGAGAAGAUUAAGAGUUUUAUCUGGGAUCUGAUCACUCCGACGAAGGACGGCCAGAACCAGGCCCUGCAAAAUCACUCAGGGCUGUCAGCUCCAGUGCCCAGGGGCAGGAAGGGGAAGAAAACGAAGAACCAGAUGCUGCUCCCUGAGAUAAAGAACGCGGACUGGCUGGCCAGCUGCAACCCUGAGAUAGUCCUGCAUGAUGACAGCUACAAAAAGCACUUGAAACAGCACUGCAACAAGGUGCUGCUGCGGGUGCGAAUGCUCUAUUACCUGAAAGCUGAAGUGCUGGGAGAGGUGGCUGACAAAGCCUUCGAAGGGAUCCCGGCCAGGGAGCUGGACGUGCUGCUGCCGGACAUCGACUACGUGGAGAUCCCGGUGGACUGGUGGAAUGCAGAGGCUGAUAAAUCGCUGCUUAUUGGAGUUUUCAAACACGGUUACGAGAGGUACAACGCCAUGCGAGCAGACCCGGCACUGUGCUUCUUGGAGAAGGUGGGCAUGCCAGAUGAGAAGCUGCUGUCUGCGGAGCAGGGCGUCAGCGAUGGGGCACAGGAUGCUGCAGAAAGAGGAAACGUUGAGAAAGAAGAGAACAGCGGAGACAGAGUGGAGGGGCUGCCACAGCAGGAGGACUCUGGGAAUUUGUGUGGAGAAGCUGCUGAGAAGCAGGAUGACAAUGUGGCAGCCCAGGAUGGCUCCGACUCAGACAGAUCCUGCUGGCCUGUCUCAUCCGCCCUCACAGCCAGACUGCGGCGGCUCGUCACCGUCUACCAGCGCUGCAACCGCAAGGAGCUGCCCCCCCGAGCCGAGAUGCUGGUGCCAAGUAACCAUGGCUACUGGCUGCAGGAGGAGAUGUUCAGGAGAGCUGCUGAGAUGGACCCCAUGAACAAGGAAAUGCAGAAAAGAUGGACAAGAAGGGAGCAGGCAGAUUUCUACCGCACUGUCUCCUCCUUCGGGGUCAUCUAUGACCAGGAGAAGAAGGCCUUUGACUGGACCCAGUUCCGAGCCAUUUCCCGCUUGGAGAAGAAGACAGAUGAGAGCCUUGAGAAAUACUUCUACAGCUUUGUGGCCAUGUGCAGGAACGUCUGCCGUCUCCCUCUCUGGAAAGAGGAUGGUCCACCUGAUCCCAGUAUCUACGUUGAGCCAAUCACUGAGGAACGUGCUGCAAGAACGCUGUAUCGGAUUGAACUUCUAAGGAAGGUCCGGGAGCAAGUGCUCAAGUACCCACAGCUCCAUGAGCGGCUCACGCUGUGCAGGCCCAGCCUGUACCUUCCUGUCUGGUGGGAGUGUGGCAAACAUGACCGGGACCUGCUGCUUGGCACAGCCAAGCAUGGACUGAACCGCACUGACUACUACAUCAUGAACGAUCCUGAACUGUCAUUUUUGGAUGCAUAUAGAAACUAUGCUCAGCACAAAAGAGCAGGUGUCCCAGGCCCAGAGAACUUAUGCUGCCUCCAUCAGAUGAACUCCAAACUCUACAGUUCCCCUUCAUACUGCCAGAUGGAAAGGACCUGUGAGUCCCUGGAGAAUGACGCUGAGAGCCAGAUCAAGCUCGAAAACCUGGAGGAUGCGCUCUCCCGGGUGGAGGGCAGCCCUCAGGACACAAGCUGCGACCCAUUCCUGUCAACAGUGCGGGACAUCAUUUCCAUGAACUGUGAUGAGAGCUCCUUGCCAGACUCUCUGAUGUGCAUGAUGUAUGAGGAGAAGGCAUGCCCCAGUGAGCACAGCUCUCUCGCCCGUGACAGCCCCAGCUGCACACAUAUCAGCAACAGUGCUGCUAAAUUUGCUGAGGGCAAACUAGAUGGGGAUGAGGACCCAUCCAGCUGUGAAGCUGAGGCCAUCAGAGAAACCUCUUUCCUGGAGAGCUUGCAGAUAGGCUGUGACCAAAUGGAUAGUCCCAAUGAAGGCAGGGAGCCUUGGCCCUCUGCCCCAGCCAGUCAGCCCUCCAGGAGUGUCCCCACCGAGAUCGAUGAUGCCUUGCACCAGGCCAGCCCAGGGCCUGGGUCUCCUGAGCUCAGCAGUGCGGAGGGGGUGAUCAGCCUAGGCCUGUAUGGGCCCAGUCUCCAUAACUUGGAGAUAAAGAUCCCGCCAGAUCAGAGGUUCAUGAGCCUGUUACAUGAGAAAGGCUUGGAGGAUAAAUCAGUGCCAAGUCAGAGCUACAGCGAGGAGGAGGAGGAGGAGGAGAAUUCUGAGAUGGCAGCAGAUGCUGUAGAAGGAUUGAGGGGCAUCCCAGAGGCCAGGAUUGAUGGGGACCCCAAAGCUAAUGUGCUAGUGGGGGAGGAACCUGGUUCUAGCCUUCCUGCUCCCAAGAACACUUGCCCAGAAGUGAAUGGUGAGGCAGAGCUUUCAGGACAGGUGGCAUCGCAGUGUAACAGUGGGGCAGGGGAUGAGGAGGCCAACCACAAGAGCGCUGCAGAGCACUUGUCAGACUGGCCCAAGAGCCUCCCUCCAGCACCCAGCCCAACUGCAGCUGCUCAGCGGAAGCUCCCAAACGCUGGGCCUGCCAGCAUGGGAGGGGAGCGCUGGGAAGCUGGCUCUGCUGCGCAGAUGGGGGGCGGUGUGGCCUGGCACCUGGAAGGGCACAAGCCGAAGCAGGAAGACGAUGAAUGUGAGAACAAAGACGAGGAAGAGAAAGAGGGCACUGGCCAGAGCCGAGAUUGUCCAGAGAAGUAUUUGGAAGAGGAGGGCAAGAGCUCUCCCUGUGCCCAGCCUGGAGAGAUGGACGAGCUGCAGGAUGCCCGUGCGCCCACCAUCGCCCAGCUGCUGCAGGAGAAGACGCUCUACUCCUUCUCAGAGUGGCCCAAGGACCGAGUGAUCAUUAACCGCAUAGAUAAUAUCUGUCACGCCGUCUUAAAGGGCAAGUGGCCCUCUUCUAGCCAGCAGUUUGAAACACAAACCCUGAUGCCCACAUCAAUGUUAGCCAGCAACGCAGGCACUAGGAACAGCUUUGCCGAGCCAGAAGCCCCGGACCCCAGCUUCAACAAUGGAGUGUUAGUUGCACAGGUACAAAAGGAAAGCUUCCUGGCUCCUGCCUUUACGAAAGAUGAACAAAAGCACAGGCAGCCCUAUGAGUAUGAGCUGGAGAGAGACGCCAAACCUAGAAGUCUCGAACAGUUAGCUGCAUCGCACUCCCGUCCGCCUGUAGUGCUGAACGGCUGGCGGGACUCGGCAGGGAACCUGGCCAGAGCAUCUGAUGGAUCCCCAGGAAACCCCUCUCCUUUUCCCUUGAACAGCAACCUGCCCAAGUUAGGGACGGUGCACUCCCUGCAGGGGUCCCUGGGCAUGGACUUGUCCGGCAUCCUCCAGGCAGGGCUAAUCCAUCCUGUCACAGGGCAGAUUGUCAAUGGAAGCCUCCGGAGAGAUGAUGCUGCCUUGAGGAGACGACGGGGCAGGAGAAAAAAUGUGGAAGGGAUGGACCUUAUCUUCUUGAAGGAGAGGAGCCUUCAAACUGGGCUGCAGGAUGUUCAGGAAGAUCAGACCCAGCCUGCACAGAGCAGCCCGCACCCGGACGGGCCAGUCACCGCUACCUCAACUCCGCAUACGGUCACAGCCACAAGCAUCCGGACAGAGAAGGCUGUUCCAAACAAGAGUCUCCUGGACUGGUUAAGACAGCAGUCGGACUACACACUCGAUGUCCCUGGCUUCAGCACAAGUUUUUCAGACAAGCCCAAGCAGAGGAGGCAGCGCUGCAAGGACCCCAACAAACUGGACAUAAAUUCACUCACGGGAGAGGAGCGGGUGCCUGUGGUCCAUAAGGGUACAGGACGGAGGUUAGGGGGAGCCAUGGCACCAGCAUUGAAGGAAUUGCCAAGGUGGCUUGAUGCAAACUUGGAGUAUGCUGUUGCAGCAGACUGGGCUGACAUUGUUAAGCUUUCAGGAUUCCUCCCAGAAAGCAAGUUCAAUCGUAUCCUAACUGAGCCUGUGCUCCGAGACAGCGGGCCCCGUCGAAGAGGGAGGAGGCCAAGAAGCGAACUUAUUAAACCCCCUGGUGUUGUAUCGGAUUCUUCUUCUGGAAUGGGACCGUUAUUCAUGAAUGGACUUAUUGCUGGAAUGGAUCUAGUGGGACUUCAGAACAUGAGAAACAUGCAAGGCAUCCCUUUAACUGGGCUGGUUGGGUUUCCUGCUGGAUUUGCAGCAGUGCCUGCUGGUGAGGAUGUCAAAAGCACCCUAAGUAUGUUGCCUAUGAUGCUGCCAGGCAUGGCUACUGUACCGCAGAUGUUUGGUGUUGGAGGUCUUCUCAACCCACCAAUGACAACUACUUGUACUUCAACUGCUCCAGCUUCAUUAACAAGCACAACUAAAAGUGGUACAUCAAAUACAGAAAAGGCUACUGAGGACAAACAAAGUAGCCAGGAUGUGAAAAGUGAACCUCUGUCUGAAGACAAACCUGGUCCUAGUUCAUUUUCUGAUCAGACAGAAUCUGCAAUAACUACCAGUAGUCCUGUAGCUUUUAAUCCAUUUCUUAUCCCAGGAAUGUCCCCUGGACUGCUCUAUCCAUCUAUGUUUCUUUCCCCUGGUAUUGGCAUGACAUUGCCAGGCAUACAACAAACCAGACACUCUGAGGCAACAAAUCUAGAAAGCCAGAAGCGGAAGAGAAAGAAAGCUAAAGGAGAACCAACAAAUCCAGAACCAGAAACUGUCUCGCUGUCUGAAAAAGAAGCUGCAAACAGUCAAAACUGUACAGAGCAAACCCAAUCUUUGUCAUCAGAGAAAGAACAUGACAUACAAGCAGAAGAGAAGGAAUUAAAAGAAAUUAACAAUACCAAUUAGAAUUUUUGUUUCAUUAAGAAAAAAGAUUGUGGCUUGUAAGUUUCUUAUCCCAUAAAUAUUUGUUACCCUCCUUGCCCCCUCUUCACCUUCAUAAAACCUGUGUUUCCAUGAGUAAUAUUAUCUACCUAAUUCCCUGUAAGAAAACUAUGGUGACAUAUUAUAUGUUAAUAGUUGCAGGGUCUUGCCACUUUAUUAGAUUAACAGUGUUGUCUAG